ACACUUACCACCUCACUCCCGGGGAACCAGUCCUCACCUGCAGGCUUCGACAAUCUCAGUAGAUCCAUGGUGCGGCUCUCGGGCUGAUCCUACACCUCUGUGAGUCGCGGGAUCUGUGCGGCGUUGCUUCCAAGUGGUUUUCCUUGCGGUUGUGUGAGAGUCUCGAGCGGUGCGACGAGUCUCCGCGGUGAGUCAGUCCCGGGUAAAAUUAUAUCCCGGUGUGUGUGUGUGAGUGCGUGUGAGUGCGUGCGUGUGUGUGUGUGUGUGUGGUGUGUGUGUGUGUGCAUGACACGUGGAGGUGUUCCCCUCUUGCUGGCGACGUGCAACAGGUUCUGUGAAGUGGAGCACUCGGGGGAGAAUCCCAACAAGAAAGAAAGGAAAUACGGGAACGGGCGGAAGUGCAUGUGUGGUAAAGUGAGCGUUUUUACCCCAGCCGGAGGGAGCCUCGUGUCUUGUUGCAGUACACCAACACCGUCUCCACCACCAGCAGGUCAGGAUCACCUCGCCAGCCCUCCCCACUCUCACUAGUGUCGUGCUUCACAUAACAACACAUGUGCUCAAUAAUUCCUCGAAUAUAUAAAAACAAAUAUUUAUUUUGUAAAUUGUUCUAUCAGAAGUCAGCUGAAGGUACGACACGAUAGUCACCUCAAGUGACCACCAGAGACGACAUGUCGUUCCAUCCAGCUAUCUUCAACGUGACGGUACACGACCCGUCACUGUACCACGGACUGCCGGGGGGCCAACACCCCUUCUUCCAACAGCAUGGCCCCCAGCAGGUGCUUGGGGUACCUGCCGGAGUGCCCAGCCAAUACCUGGACAUGGGGCAUGACGACACACAGUUCCCGAGCUUCAUGCCCUCCCUGCCGUCAGAGCUUCAGGGACCUGUGGCCUUCAGGAACACCAGCAGCCACAGCACCAUGUUCCCCCCAGGUGCCGUGUCCCCGCGCCUCACCAUCCCCACCAUCACCAACACCACCUUCGUCCAGCUGCCUGUGUUGUGGACGGCGCUGAGCCUGGCACUGGGAGUAGAGGUUCAGGGAGAAAUCAGAGGUUUGCCCUGCAUCAAGUAAAUAACGUGCACCGCCGGUAGUGCGUAUCCUCAGGAGAAGAUAGAGCAGUUUAUUGAGGACAACAAGGCUUUGAUGAGAAGAAUGUAUGGCAGUUUCUUCGAUAAUCUGGACACACUACAACUACAGAGUACUGGCAGUAUAGGACAGUUUCAGCGAUCGCAAGGAGGAGGUGGAGGUGGAGGUGGAGGAGGUGGAGGAGGAGGUGGAGGAACAAGUAGCCGUCCUUUCAGCAGAUCAGGACGCUCAGUUGACGCCUAUGGGGAUCAGAUACCAGAGCUUAACACUGAUUACCACCCUGAUGACAGAAGGGGCGAGUCAUACUUCAAUCUGAUCCGCAAGAAACGGCAAUCUUUCCCCGAUAAUGCUAACGCUAAUGCUGACAAAGUUGAUUCCUGUGAGAGUAAGAUGGAGAUCGUUACUCCCUAUUGGGCCACUAACUCUGCAGGCAAGACAAGAGCAGUGAUUAAUACGAACGAGUUCUCUCAAGCAAUCCACCAGGAAGUGUGCGCGAAACAGUCGACCAAGAGGUGUGGCGGCGACUGUAUAUGUGAUCAGAAGUAUAAGUGGCACCGCCUAUUGGCUUACGACCCCGACAACGACUGCAGAGGCAUCUUCAUGGACUGGUUCCUGUUCCCAUCCUGCUGUUCCUGCCGCUGUACUCCUCUCUAAGGCUGUCCUCUUGCUGUUCCUGCCGCUGUACUCCUCUCUACGGCGCCCUGCUGCUGUUUCUGUAGCUGUAAUACAGUUUAAGGAGGUUUUUUUGCUGUUCUGAAGGCUGUUUUCUUGUCUCUAGCUGCUUCUGUUGCCCUUUUACUGUCUAAUGCGGCUCUCUCUCUCUCUCUCUCUCUCUCUCUCAGCUUCAGUGGCCGAUAUUUUUCCUCUUCUCCUAAUUUGUGUCCAUUUUAUUCCACUUCACUUCCGUUUUUUGUCCUUGUAUUCAUUCUUACUCCUUUUGUCAUUGUCCCUAUUCCUCUUUCCUUCGUUUUAUCUCGUCUCUUGUCCUCUUGUCAUUUCCCAUAUUCUUCCUUCCUUCUUUUUGUUCCAGAUAAAGGCGUCCAAUUCCUCUUACCUCCGUCUUUAUUCUCAUUAUCCUUUUUUUGUCAUUGAGUAUUAUUACAGAGACAGAAAAGGUUGCCAAUUAUUGUUUUGUUUUUUAAUUUUAUACACAACAUGACUGUCCAGGGAUCUUUAAUAUAAAGAGAAUAUAUUGUGAAUUUUGUUCCCUGGUAUAUAGUAAAUAAUUUGUUCUAUGAGGAAAUAUAUAUUCUGGGUUUCAGUGAAUGAAUUAAUUUGUGUCAGUUUCAUCUAUUUAAGUUAAAUCAUAAGUUAACGUAAAGUGAAAAAAAAAAUAUCAGUUCUCAAUUAUUUAUUCAUGUUUAAAAAUAUAUUAAUAUUAUCUAUCUUUGCUUUGUGAGAUUAAGCAACAUAUUGACUCAGACUCUUAGAGCAAAUAGUUGUGAGGUAACUGAUGUGAUCUAACAUUAUUACCAACUUGUAUUCCAUGUUUAUAUUACGCGAUGGUUAUUUAAUAUACACAGAAUUAAUCAUCAGGGACUUUUUUUUAUUAUAUUUGUGUUUAUAAAUCUUUAAAUUAUCAAAGUAAUUAACGAUAUUAAAUGGAUCCAGUUGAUUGGCGGAGAAAAAAGUAAUUAAAAGACACAUGUGGUAUACAUUAGGUUGCUUGACAUGGCAACACUGACAAAGGUGACUCCACCCUGACCAGAUGUAAACAUUAUGACCAACAACUGAGGCUACGAACCUAAAACAAAUAUUUUUUCACAUAAAUUAAAAAAAAGAAUUUGAUUUACCAUCCCCUCUUAACUUAGUGCUAUAAAUAUGAUAUAGAUAAGUCCUUACAUAUGAUUUAUGAUAAUUGAAAUAUAUCUGAAAUUAGACGAAAUAUACGGAAAAGUAUUUGUUUUAGUUCUGGUCUUACUUGGAGUCGCCGAAGUCCCGCCACAAGCCAAGAUAAACCCGUAGUUUAUUUAUUCAUUUGUCUCUUUUUAUAACUAUAUAAAACCACUAGAGGUCUUGGGUCUUGUACGCAGUAUUUGGUCUCCUGUACAAGAACAAGACCACACAUUAAUUCAGCCUUAUACAACAGAGACAAUAAUUCCAUAUUUUUUAAUUAAUUUCUGUUAACAUAUUAUAGAUAUAUGUAUUAAAAAAAUAUAUAUAAAAAAUACAACUAGAUAGAUUUUGUCUGUAAAUUAGUUUAGGUUAUUUAGAUGUACAUUUAUUAAGAGUCCAGUAACACCAUUUUUGACCAGUAAGAUGUUUUGUAUAUAAGUUAAAUACACUUUUGAGUUUAUUCCUGAAAAUAUCUUAAUUUUCUUGACCAAUAAAGGGCAUUCAUUUUGUCU
Messenger RNA from Homarus americanus (American lobster), 3433 nucleotides. Its product is annotated as protein spaetzle 3-like. Gene Ontology annotation, cellular component: extracellular region. Gene Ontology annotation, molecular function: growth factor activity; Toll binding. Lineage: Eukaryota; Metazoa; Arthropoda; Malacostraca; Decapoda; Nephropidae. The record is from RefSeq and is a predicted model, not a curated record. Gene Ontology annotation, biological process: central nervous system formation; regulation of Toll signaling pathway; innate immune response.